Toxorhynchites rutilus septentrionalis is the source of this 2143-nucleotide messenger RNA. RefSeq lists its product as uncharacterized. The transcript is spliced from 8 exons. The record is from RefSeq and is a predicted model, not a curated record. Lineage: Eukaryota; Metazoa; Arthropoda; Insecta; Diptera; Culicidae. Bases 243 to 1634 code for a protein of 463 amino acids.
UCAGAGAGAAAAAGCGCCGACGACUGAUAGUACUUACCAUACCCACAAAACAUCGUCAAGUCGUGACAUUUAGGUAACCGCAGCUGGUAAAAGUGUUGAAUUUACUAAAUGUUUUCUUGUAUUUGCCUUUCGCUCUCUACACCUCGGCUACAUUGAAACUCGCGGCAGAAAGUGGAAGGCGCGGAACGAUCGGUGUUUAGUUUAUGUUUUUGUUGAUGAUCAAGUGACGAGAGUUCAAGUGAAUGGCGAUCAUUAAACUGAGAAUGAAACUGUUCGGCUCUCGGGCGGCGGGAAGAUGCAGAUGCGCCAACUUAAUGGCGGUGGCUUUCGCAAUGCUUCUUCCGCUAGCCAGAGCGCAAGAUUAUGACGUGACUGACAUUCAGUGCUCGUUCGCAUCGCAGGGCUCGAACCUGGGUGACAUCAUAACGGCCAAACUGAAGAAACCGAUCGGCUUCAAGGGAGCACCCCUAUUUGCGGACGAUCGCGCCGUCAACCCGGAGGCCGAUGUCGCAUGCGCCAUUAAACAGGAUCGGAAAGAUCCCAGUGAGCUGAGCUACGACCUCAAGAUCACCGACUUCUCACGCUGUGGAGUGUUGAAAAGGAAUGGUUUCGUCCACGUGAGAAUUUGGUUCCCACAGUUUCCAUCCGUUGUGAUGCAAUCCGAUCAGGAGCUGAUCAUCAUGUGCAAACCGCCAGAGCCUACGGUUAUCCAAAAUAAGGCCGCUGGAUUCGCUGGUAGCUUCCCACACGGAGCACGUGUUUCAGGUGUGGUCGAGGAAACGCCCGGCCGGCUAGAGUACGAAGUUGCUCUCUACAAGGAAGCGCCGCCUAUCGCCCGCAUUGCAGGAUUGAAGAACCAUUCCUCGAACUCACUACCUGCUGUGACCAACAAUGAAGUUCCGGUUGACCAAGCGGUUCCAAUUGGUACGAAACUUCAGCUGCGGGCGAGGAUCAGCGCUCAGAGUGUUUGGAAGUACGUCAAACUGCUGGAGGUUACCGUUUCGCCCGAUCCGGACGAUCCACAUGCGGCCGGUUCGGUCUCACUGGUUCGUGAUGGUUGCCGCAAUCGAGACUUCGCUUCGAUCAUUCCGCAUCAACCAGCCCGUUAUCGCGACAAACCGAACGAGGUCUUUUUGGAUUUCGAAGCUUUCCUGUUGAGUUCGAUGAAGGAAAGGAGCACCCUGUGGAUUCACUCGCAAAUUAAGGCCUGCAUGGAUGCUAUGGAUUGUCAGCCUGAUUUCUGUCUGGAUUUGUAUGAACCCACGAAACGGAAAGGACUCGGAAGGCGUCGACGGUCUGUUGGCGAUAACACUUUUAGUAACUUACUUUCAAUGAUCAGUCACGAAAGGAACCGGAGGGCUCCUGGAACACAGAAUGCAACGGAAUACACCAAAUUCAACGAAAACAUCGAAUAUACCGUAAUCAUGCCAGGAGAGUAUGAUGAUCUGCGAUACCAGGAAUCUACUGAUCAGUGCAAAAACUUCGUCCUAAUUUCCGGCCUGCUAGCCGGAUUGUUAGCACUAUCAACCUUCAUUACAUGCGGCCUAGCUUUGAGAGUGCAGGGCAAUGGGAAAAAAUCCACGUUGGAUGACUUAAACGCGAAAGGAUACUCUGGAAGGGCGAUCGUACAAUGAGUUUGAAUGUUUAGGGAUUCUAUUCCCAUUCGAUUAGUGCUGCAUCAGCCAGACACGUAACAUAAUUUAGAAGAUAUUUUACGGACAAACAACGAACUUUGGAUUGCAAUCCAAAUCCGUCGUUGAGACAAGCGCUACAGAUACUGUAUAUUUAAGAAGCUAGACAAAACAAAUAUGUAGUACGUAAGGGCCCAAUCGUACGCUACGAAAAUGGGUCGAAUUUUCAAGGCUCAAAGUUGGGCUUCCGUGAGGAAAUGCAUUUAGGUAAACAAAAAAAUCGUACGGUAGAAUUAUAAACUAGUGACCCAUCUAGACUGCAUUUCUCGUUAGGUCGGAAAGUAAACCUAGAAUAGAAUAGUUGAUAGGAAUCCUUUAAUUUAUUGUCCCAAGCAUUUAAUAGUAGUUGCUAUUUAUUAAAAAAUAAUUUAUUGAUUUUAGUAAGUUUGUUUUAACAAUAAUACAAUAACAAAUAAGAUCGCAUUCCAAAUCAUGGUAUCCGAUGCGAAUGU